Molecule: messenger RNA, 693 nt
Organism: Corticium candelabrum
Lineage: Eukaryota; Metazoa; Porifera; Homoscleromorpha; Homosclerophorida; Plakinidae
Exons: 5
Coding region: 1-579 (192 amino acids)
Source: RefSeq, a predicted model, not a curated record
AUGGAUGCUGAAGAAGCAGUGUUUACUUUUCCACUCGGCAGAGGUGGAGAACAGCUACAGCCAGCUCCCUGUGUUUUCAUGCCAAGCCUUACAGAUACAAUACUGUCACUCUUGGACAGAUUAGCAAGAUUGACGUGGCAUCAAGGAAACAUACCAAAUGAUAAGAUCUGGGUAAAAAUAGGUGGUGACAAGGGAGAUGCCAGCAGGGAAGAACAGGCUGCAAUUGCCCUUGACCAACUGGCUUCAUGGUUGGCUUUAAGUGCACCCAAUGAGCAAACAGCCUCGACACAGGUGCAACAGAUACAACAGCAGGCUAAACAGCACAAACAAAAAGCAGACAAACAGAGUGCCAGGUCUGCUAAACUAGCAGGAGAGAAGUUCAAGACAGCAGAGGGACCUACUGUGACCAGCAUAACUGAAAGCCUCAAGAAGCUUAAGAUUGGAGUCGAGCGUCAGGCAUAUCAUGGUGGGUCAUUUAUUGGAAACAACGUUCAAAAGUGUCUGAAGGAACAAAACAUUGAAAUAUUGUGUACCAGCAUAGUAGCGACUGGAGCUCCACAUGGCAAGACAAGCAGCUGAGCAAGUCAGACAAUAAUUCAAGCAGUUUUCACUGCAUUUGGAGCUUGCCACAAUUUGUACAGCAUAGCUCGAAAACUUACUGUAGAAGAGAUGGACACUUUAGGUAUAAACGUA